AUGAAGGCAUCGGACCACUUGGGUCUUGAGGUGGGUACACCUGCAACCCAAAACACCUGGCUGGGGACUUGGAAAAUAGAAGAGGAAGGGCACUCCUCGAAGAAAUGCGAAUUCAUUAGGAAUCUGUUCUUACAGUUGCGGAACUUGAUGAAAGACUCUGCGCAAGAGUGCUGGAACGAGCUUGACCUUGCGUAUGAAUAUGCGGUCAGUCCGAAAGGUGCUCUGAAUCACGCGAAGCAUCUGCUGUCUCUGUAUCCUUCCUCAAUGCACUUGUGGGACCUAUAUGCAGACCUUGAACAAGCGCUUGGAAAACUGGACGCCGCUCGAAGGGUCUAUCAAAUACUGUUUAAGAACCCAACAGCCUCUCCAGCGCAGACUCAACGACUUUGGUAUAAGUGGGCAACAUUAGAAUGGAAGGAGGGCGCUAUGGACUCCGCGAUCACAAUCUUAUGCCAGAGUGUUUUAGGAGGGGAUGGACAGACACUCGUGCGAAUGUUGAAGGCGAAGCAGAUGCUCUCGUCAAUGUAUGCUACGCAUCCCACGGUCUGGGUCAUGCAGACCAGAGCACUGCUAACAUACUUGACCUCCUCUGAUCUGACGGAGACCCUCGACGUGUUGAGCCUCCAACCGCAUGCAACAGAAGAACUUCAUGCUGCGAGAAGCAGGUUUCUGCUGGAUUUGGCCAGGAAUCGUGGCGCUGCUCCGAUUCCUCCUGCCGCUCUGCGGGGUCUUCUAGAGCAAAGCGCGAAAAUUUAUCCAGACAACCCCUCAAUUCUUUCGGCGUUCGCAGCGAAUGAAAGUCGUGAGACUAUACGGGGUCGUGUUCAUCGCCUGUUUGAAACGCUUUUGAACGAAACGUGCUGUCACCAGUCUUUAGAAUUUUGGUCGACGGCGGUAAUGUCGGCUACGUCUGUGCAUGAGAAGCGAGAAUGGCUCGAUCGAGGGGUUCGCGACGAAAUGGCAUGCAGAAGCUUAUUCCUUUGGCAGCAGUACGUGCAGCUGGAGCUGGAAAACGGACGAGUUCGAGAGGCCAAAUCUCUUCUCUACCGUGGAGUCUCCGAAUGCCCGUGGUCUAAAGACCUCUAUCUUAUUGCAUUCCACGACCUCAUGAGACCCAACUUUGAAACACAGGAGUUGAUUCGAUGGAUCGAUGUCAUGGUGGAGCGGGGCCUCAGGCUACGGGUAGAGUGGGCCGGUAUUGCCGAAGACCAUAGUGUGGACCAGGGAGCGAUUCAGGCAUGGGAAGACGACACAUUCGACGACGCAGAGUGGGCCUCGAACGAACGACAGCGUUUACUGCCGUAUUAAGAUGCCGAGGAUUGGCUGGAAUUGAUGCACAGUGGGAGGUUUACG
Messenger RNA from Dacryopinax primogenitus, 1353 nucleotides. RefSeq lists its product as uncharacterized. Gene Ontology annotation, molecular function: protein binding. NCBI's taxonomy places the organism in Eukaryota, Fungi, Basidiomycota, Dacrymycetes, Dacrymycetales, Dacrymycetaceae. The record is from RefSeq and is a predicted model, not a curated record. The coding region runs from base 148 to 1308 and encodes 386 amino acids. Gene Ontology annotation, cellular component: catalytic step 2 spliceosome. Gene Ontology annotation, biological process: negative regulation of RNA catabolic process; RNA processing; regulatory ncRNA-mediated post-transcriptional gene silencing. The transcript has 8 exons.